This is a messenger RNA of Zeugodacus cucurbitae (melon fly), 5421 nucleotides long. It is a transcript of the gene Orp8, whose product is annotated as oxysterol-binding protein-related protein 8. NCBI's taxonomy places the organism in Eukaryota, Metazoa, Arthropoda, Insecta, Diptera, Tephritidae. The transcript is spliced from 12 exons. The coding region runs from base 422 to 3814 and encodes 1130 amino acids. Gene Ontology annotation, cellular component: intracellular membrane-bounded organelle; cytosol; membrane. Gene Ontology annotation, molecular function: cholesterol binding. The record is from RefSeq and is a predicted model, not a curated record.
CUUUCAUUUGGUUUCAUUGGAAUAGGUUGAUUCGCUGAUUCGCUGAUUUUGGUUGCUUUUGGUUACGUUUGGAAAGAUCAGAUGUGGCGUGCGGGUGGAAGGGUAUAGAAUUGGUUUAAAUUAAUUGAUUUAAAAACGAUUGAGUGUAUAUAAAAAUUAGUUGGUAUAGUUGAAAUUACUUUGCAUAAGUUAAAUAAACAGUAAAGGUUUAUAAAGUCUUUAACAAACCACAGUGAAGUCUUGUGAAAAAAAUCAAUACAUUAUUAUUAAAAAAAGUGUUUUCAGUUGAAAUAUUACAAAAUAAAAGUGACUACAGUGCCUGGACGCAUUAGAGUUUUUGUUUAUAAUACGGAAAACAUAUUCGUAAUUUUGUAUAAAACAUAACUAGAGACAAAAGCGUACGAGUUACAUUUUAUUUGCAAUGACGCAAACUACGCCAGCUGGCUCGGGUGGUCCCAAUGUCAGCAACUUGAUGACGACAAGUAGUACGCCGAUACGUAUUGGCAGUGGAUUGAGCAGUUAUCAUGGUAACAGUUCAGCUUCUGUGGCCACUCAUCAUGCUAUGACCGGAAAUGAUUCAUCUUCACCCGGUGGUGGAGGCAGCGCUGGCGCUGGUACAUCUGCUGUGCCCCAAUCCAGCAGUGUACCAUCUGCGGCAACCGAUACACUGCGUCAACAGCUGCAAAGCCAAAUUUCGUUAUCUAUGGGCGCCUCCAAUCAAUCCCUAGGCGUUAGUGCGGGUGCUGUUGGAGUUUCCAGUAUAACACCGCCCAACAGUGCCGGUCUGCGACAAACUGGUGCUUUUGAUUUCAAGUUUAUGCGGCGCGCAUCCUCAAAAGUUCUAUUGCCAAAACUUCCGUCCACAGAUAGCUUGAGCAACAGUCCGGGUCCAUCAUCGCCAGGACUUGCCAGUUGGGCAACAGAUAGUCGUGACAAAUAUGAUGGCAAUCAAACAGAUAAGACACCGGGUGAUCCCUCCAAACUCAAUCGGAAGGAGUCCUAUAAGGCGCAACGUAAGAAUUAUCGGCGCGAGAAGAAACGUGUUGCGUCUGAAUUGCUGAAUUCGCUGCAGGAUCCCACUGUUGUGGUGUUAGCUGAUUGGCUUAAGGUACGUGGCACAUUGAAGUCAUGGACGAAGCUAUGGUGUGUGCUAAAGCCCGGCAUGAUGUUGCUCUACAAGAGUCCCAAGCUGAAGAGCAGCCAUUGGGUGGGCACCAUUAUGCUGACCUCAUGUCAGGUCAUCGAGCGGCCGAGUAAGAAAGACGGUUUCUGCUUUAAGCUAUUCCAUCCGCUGGAGCAAUCGAUAUGGGCGCCACGUGGACCAGACAAGGAGACAAUAGGCGCAGUCGUUCAACCCUUACCAACCGCUUACCUGAUAUUUCGCGCACCCAGUCAGGCGGCUGGUAAAUGUUGGAUGGAUGCACUGGAGCUCUCCUUGCGCUGUUCAGCAUUGCUCUUGCGUUCCAACAGCAGUUUGGGCGCCGUACAGGGCACCAGUGCCACCGACAAUGCGCAGAUAUCGCACGAAACCCAAUGGUCGGAGGCGGAUUACGAAAAGCAUUUCAACGAACAUGGUGAGUGUAAUAUAAAACCUGAGCGCUUCUCACCGAGCGGUAACCUACCGAAGCAAUACGCUCAGUAUCUUAUGGUGCCUGAAUUGAGCAAAUCGCACGGUAGUUCGGACACAAGCUUGACCUCUCGUGCCCAGACACCAAUUUUACAGCAACUGUACAUGACGAUGACGCAUUGGGAGCGUGUUUUUGCCAAUUCGGCGGAGAAGAAUUUACGCAAACUACGUAAAGCCAAACAUUUGGGCAAACGUGAUUCAUUCGAGGGCAUGAGUUCAAUGGGUGAUCUCAGUGAUGUUUCAAGCGUUGACUUCACCUCUAUGCUGGAGACACACCAAUCGUUGAAAUUGAAGACACGUCGUCAAAAACAGUUUAUGAAAUCGGCUUCAUUAGGUCCCAUGUCCCAUGAGACGUCCUCAUCGGGUGAUUCGGUUGAUGAAACUGCAGAGUUGCAGGCAAGAACGUGCGCAUCUAGAGCAUUGAGCGCUCCGCCUUUUGUGCUGAACGUCAAGGAUCUGGAUGGCGAUAGCCAGAACGAAGGUGGUCCAGCCGCUAUGUCGGGCGUCGAUACGGAGUCAGAAUCAGAUCAAGAAGCGGUGGUUGAAGAUGAAGAGCCAGAAACACCAUAUGUGCCGCUCACCGAAGAAGAGUUCGGCUCUGUGGGUGAGCAGGUGGAAGAGCUUGCAGAGGAGAAUAAAAGCUUAAUUUGGAUACUGGUUAAGCAAGUACGGCCAGGCAUGGAUCUGAGUAAGGUCGUCUUGCCGACAUUUAUACUCGAACCACGUUCAUUUUUGGAUAAGCUAUCGGAUUCAUAUUAUCAUGCGGACAUUUUGUCGAGGGCCGUCACCGAGGAUGAUCCCUUUACGCGCAUGAAAACCGUUGUACAAUGGUAUCUAUCAGGUUUCUAUAAAAAACCCAAAGGCCUAAAGAAACCCUACAAUCCAAUAUUGGGUGAGACGUUCCGUUGCUAUUGGGAACAUCCGAACGGUAGCCGUACAUUCUACAUUGCCGAACAGGUGUCACAUCAUCCACCCGUGUCGGCGUUUUAUGUGACCAAUCGCCAGGAUGGUUUCUGCAUCAGUUGCUCCAUCUUGGCUAAAUCGAAGUUCUAUGGCAACAGCACAUCUGCUGUACUGGAAGGCGUUGCCACACUCACGCUGUUACCACGUGGUGAAACGUACACAUUGAAUACACCAUAUGCCCAUUGUAAGGGCAUACUGGUGGGUACACUGUCCAUGGAGUUGGGCGGCAAAGUGAACAUUGAGUGCGAGAACACCGGUUACAAGACGGAACUGGAAUUCAAGCUGAAACCAUUCCUGGGUGGCUCGGAUUAUACCAAUUUAAUUUCGGGUAAAAUUAAAUUGGGCAAAGAGACCAUGGCCACCAUAAGUGGUCAUUGGGAUACCGAAAUGACAAUCAAAGAAGCUAAAACUGGCGAAGAAACGAUACUUUUCAAAGCCGAUCCGGAUACGAAACAAAAGCGUCUGGUGCGCUAUGUUGUACCGUUGGAUGCGCAGCUAACAAACGAAUCGGAACGUUUGUGGGAGAAAGUCUCCCUGGCGAUACGCAACGACGAUCAGGUUGGUGCAACCGAGGAGAAGACCGUGCUGGAGGAGGCGCAGCGCAACUCGGCAAAGGAACGUAAAGUAUUAUCGACGGAUUGGAUCCCAGUACAUUUCAAUUAUGAUCCCAUAAUAUCGAAGUGGAUGUAUAAUUACGCUGACUUGCGUCCAUGGGAUCAACGCAACGAUUUGAAGCAGUACGAGGCCAAUUACAAAGUACUCACGAAGACACGCCAUCGUGCGCCAAUGGUGCGUAACCCGAGCAUCGUGACUGCCGAUCCAAUGCAGUUAAUUAAAUCAUCUUCUUUAUUGAAGGUAAAGCAUAAAAGCCAUAGUGCGAUACUGGGACUCUCACACGACGAUGAAAAGUCCGAUUCGAGUGUAUCAAAUCCGGAUGUGAGCAAGGAGCCACACCAGAAAUCGAACAAAUCAAUACGCAGAUUGGCCACAGCUAUUGAAAAGAUGAAUCACACGCUCGAGGAGCAAACGAAACAACUGCGUCUGAUCCAAACAAAUCUCGAGCGUAUGCACUACAAUCCGCGUCUGAUGGGGUCGUCGACAGCUGGUGGCCGUUAUGCUGAUAUUGUGCCACGCACUGUGCCACAAACGGUGGUUAUAAAAUCAAUGGUUUACGCUUUCGUCGGUUUGGCAGCCUGCUUUGUCAUGAAAUGGAUGUUUAAGUAAAUCCAUGUAUCGCGUAACUGUAAAAUGGGAGGCGGUUGAAUUAGUUAGGUAAAACGCUUAUUGUUAAAAUAUUCAUUGAUGUGUUGUUGUUGUCAGCGCAUCGAGACCGUGUGCAAUAUGUUUCACACAAACAACAAAAAAUAUACAUACAAUACUGUACACUUAGCGUUGUAACCGUAAUUAGCGCUUAACGUUACGGUUUCACGGUACACAUUUCUAACGCGUAACUUUAAAUGAUCAACUUUAAAGUAAUAUGUUACUAUAUAGUAUUAACUCAAUUUCAUGGUUUAUGUUAAGCUAUUUUUUAAAUAUUUUUCCUUUGUAUUUUUCGCGUUUAGGUUGUAAACUUUGCAAGAAACUCUUCACUACAUGCAUAUUAUUGUUUUAUAUUCCAGACGGUUUGAAAUUAUUAUGUAAAUUUAUACAUAUAUACAUAUAUAUUUAUAUACAUAAGCUCAUUAUGUAUUUGCAUGUAAAGUGUAAAGAGAUUUGUAUGUUAAUAAGUGAGAUAAUUGUUUUUGUUUUUAUUUCAUUAUGGUAAAGAAAUUUCGAUGGCUUUUGAGAUAAGUUCUACUGAUCAGUGACUUAUCUGGCAAUUGAUAAAUUUUUUUCACUUUAGACCUUAAAAGUAAGUUCAGUAAGAGCUGCAACUUCGACAGUUUUUAGUUUUUAAAUCAUUCAGAAAUUUAGUUAGUGUAACGUGAAGCAGUCUCGAGUAGAAAUUCGCAGAUUUAUUAUUGUUGAAAUCUUAUACAAUUGCUAUAGUAAUAUCAAAAAACAAACUGGAUUUGGUUUACACAUAUUUCCAACAACAAUUAUUUCCUUUGCUAAGUUGUUCUGAGGUUAGUUUUUUUGUGAGCAGAAAUCGGUCGAUUUUUCUACAAAAAAUUUAAUUUCUAGUUUUCUUUUUACAACCAUUAAUAGUUUAGUUAAUAUUAAGUGUCCGAAUUUAAUAUGGACCCACUGUAAACAUACCUAAGAAAUUUGAUUUCUUUAUAAAAGAGUACUUUUUAAAAGUCAUUUACCUAUAAAUUUGUUUCCUUGACAACUACUAAAAGUAUGUAUUUUUAUUUCAAUAAAAUUACAAAUAAUUUAAGUCUAAAUAUAAAGAAGAAGAAGAAGCUUACGUCUGCGUGUUGUUUAUUGUGCUAGCGCGAUAUUAUGUAAUUUAACUCAUAUAUGUAUGUAUUUCAUAUUAUGAUUGUAUGUAACGUGUCGUGAUUUUUAUCAACGAAGUAAGACAUUUAAAAUUUAAAACACAAUUUAUAAAUAUUUACGAAAAAACAUUUAGUAAAAUAUCUGUCUCUCUCUCUCACACACACACACUUUAAAUCUCUCGGUCACACAACGCACCGUAACUGCAUAUGUAUUGAAAAUUCAAAAUUUUUUCCAACAAAUAAUAGCACCAUGACAGGCAUCAAUCAACACGAGAAAUCGCUUAUUAGCCACCAUUAGUCUAUAGUAAGAAUUGCUAUGUACGCUUGUAAAAUGAAAUCUAUUCUGUUAAGCAAACUACAAAGUGUAACACACGGCGAUGAUUAUACCUACAUAAGUACACAAAAUGCUGUUAACAUUUCAAGUCCAAUAAACGAAACACUAUACUUUAA